Rotaria socialis is the source of this 723-nucleotide messenger RNA. NCBI's taxonomy places the organism in Eukaryota, Metazoa, Rotifera, Eurotatoria, Philodinida, Philodinidae. The record is from the annotation of a GenBank genome assembly.
AUGGCUCCAUUUCCUCUUGUCAAAUUGGCCAUUGUCUUUUUCAAACAAAUUAGCAAACCACUUGCUAAUCAGAUUAAAGUUCGAGCAAAAAAUAGUGAAUUUUUCAAGAAAUAUGUUUGUAUGCCUCCUGCACAAUUUUAUCACUGGUAUGAUGUUAAUCUACGAAUGAGAAUGUUAGGCAUUGAAACGAAAAACGUAGCUAAAAUGAACGAAGAAGCAGCAGUUGCACUUGGUGCAGAUAUAUUGGGUGAAGCGGUGAUUUUAAGCAUUGCUGUUGCUGGUUUGGCUUUGGAAUAUGCUAGACGAUCAAAAAAUGACACCGACAAAGAAUCACGUCAACAAGAACGAUUAGCUAAUAUGGAAAGCAAACUAGGUGAAAUUGAAAUAACUAUAACUAAUCAAGCAGCACAACUGUUAGAACUUGAACGUCUAAUGCAUCAUAAUUCAUCAUCACCAUCAAAACCUGACAAACCAUCAUCAUCAUCAUCAUCAUCUUCUUCGUUGCUUCCUGUAUCAGUUUCAUCGCUAUUAUCUACAAAUAAAAAACCGACAUCACAAGCAUUUUCAAUUCUUGAUAAUUCAUCAAUGCGAUCAUCACUUAUACAAUUACAUACGAUCGAUUAUUAUUUAUUCUAUCCAAUAGCAUAUGCAAUUCACCAAAUGCACAAUUCAUUUACAUCAUCAUUACAUCAAUUGUCCUUCUGGAGAGAACCAAAACACUGA